UUGUAAACCGCGUAAUGUUGCAGACAAAAACCGAUUUCUCCAUAAUUUCCAAACCAAAAACUCCAUUGCCCAUUGCCAUCCAAUCCUUUUGGACCAUCAUUAAUGAUUUCUAGCCAUGCGUCGGCUUCAGAACAUUUCGUUUUCUUCUUCUUGUUCUUCCAGCAGCAGUUCCGCCUCCUCCGGAUCUUCUUCCAGGAAACAUUUUGAAGAUAAUAUUAAUAGUAAUCAGCGUAACCAGAAUCAACGUCCUAAAUCCCGUUACCAUUACUUGGGGCUUCGCAUUUCGGGAGCUAGGCUGCGAAGGCAAAAGGAGCCUAAGCGUCUCCCCGAACAGGAACCUCCAAAGAAGGAGGACCCGCAGGCGUCGCCGCUGUCUGCUGGUUGCGAUACUCCGUCAUUGUCAACUUCUCCGGCUUCGAAGACAACGUCGUCGGCAUUGGCGGUGCCAUUGCCGCUUCCGCUUCCUCUUCCUGAAGGAGACGGGGAGCAACGGUUUCCGUCGCCCAAGGAAGUUGGACAUAGUAAAGGUUUAGAGGAUAGAGAUUCAGAAAAAGCAGAUGAAUCUAUUUUUUUGGUUUCAAGCGUGUUUGCUUGUUGUGACUCGAGGAAGACGACAAAGAAUGUUGAAACAGUAUCAUCCUCUAGGGUGUUGCAACAGGAAGUGAAUAAAGGUGAUAGUUCCCAUGAUGAGUUUAUGGUGCAUUUUCCUAUAAGCAGUACUCCAACGAGUCAGUUUGGAAGUCCUGUAGCCACCCUACAAAAAAUGAGUGCCACCGAUGUGUUUCCGCAUUUCAUGGUUCCUACAGACAAUCAAAUCUGGUCUGCACCAGAGAUGAAUGCAUUAGAUGUUGCCGGGCUUCCUCCCCGAGCAUUCCAUGAUUACAAUGCAUAUACCACUGAUAACACUCCGCUGCACAGUCCAAAUAGAAGUCCUCAUCGAAAGAAUAGAAGCCAAAGUGGACCUCCUUCUCCAAUACAUCAGAGGUUGUCACUUGAGAGUAUUGAGAUCUCAUCGUUGCGUUCUGAAAGUAAUGGCCCUAUCUCUGUGCAUCCAUUACCUCUUCCUCCAGGAGCAACCGUGGCUUCCCCACCAGCUUCCAUUCCCCAAGUUGCUAAUAAGCCAGAGUCAUUGCCAAUGAAUUGUCGAUGGCAAAAGGGCAAGCUUAUUGGGCGUGGGACAUUUGGAAGUGUUUAUGUUGCCAGUAACAGAGAAACUGGAGCUUUAUGUGCAAUGAAGGAAGUUGACAUAUUUCCAGACGACCCGAAAUCUGCAGAGUGUAUAAAGCAACUAGAGCAGGAGAUCAAGGUUCUUAGCCACCUCAAGCAUCCAAAUAUAGUGCAGUAUUAUGGUAGUGAAAUAGUGGAAGACAAGUUCUAUAUAUAUCUGGAGUAUGUUCAUCCUGGUUCAAUUAAUAAAUAUGUUCGUGACCACUGUGGCGCCAUAACAGAAUCUGUUGUUCGCAAUUUCACUCGCCAUAUUCUAUGUGGGUUGGCUUACCUGCACAGCACAAAGACCAUCCACAGGGAUAUUAAAGGGGCUAAUUUGCUUGUUGAUGCAUCUGGAGUUGUCAAGCUUGCGGACUUUGGGAUGUCCAAACAUCUUAGUGGACAAAGAGCUGAUCUAUCUUUGAAGGGAAGCCCUUACUGGAUGGCACCAGAGCUCAUGCAAGCAGUGAUGCAGAAAGAUAAUAGUUCUGAGCUUGCUUUAGCUGUUGAUAUUUGGAGUUUGGGAUGUACAAUUAUUGAAAUGUUCACUGGUAAAGCACCAUGGAGUGAGUAUGAAGGGGCUGCCGCUAUGUUCAAAGUGAUGCGGGAUACCCCUCCCAUACCUGAAACAUUAUCACCUGAGGGGAGGGAUUUCCUGCGAUGCUGUUUCCAAAGAAAUCCUGCAGAGAGACCAUCUGCAAGUGUGCUACUAGAGCACCGAUUUGUCAAAAGCUCACUACAGUCGGCUACCUCAUCGAGCUCCUCAUCCUUUAAUGGGACAAAAGUCAUGGAUGCACCUCUUAGUCCAGGAGAGCGAUCUGAAUUUAAACUGGCUCAAUCGCCCAUGCAACAAGGCUUGCAAAGUGCAAAAACUGUGACUCCUGACUGUGAGACUGCACAACGAUCUCAUUACAAGCAUUCCGAGUUAACAGUGGCCCCACGUUAUUCACCUCGUUCAACCCUUGAAGUUCCUCCUGGUUUGUCUCCCUCAUCCUCAGGCCCAAAUACUCGUCCUCCCAGCCCUUCUGGCACCACUAAUAGAUCUAUCAACCAGGAGUGUAAGAAAAACCAUAUCUUCGGAUAACAUUGAAGGAGGAAACAUUGUACAUUAUUUUCAAGGUUUCUCUGAUAAGCAGCUUCAAGCAUUGCAUUGGAGACAACAAAAAGCCACCAUCCGACAUGUGGCUGUGGAGAACUGAACUAGAAACCCCCUACCUGAUUGCUAUCUUCAAUGCCUAAUCGAAGUUCCUGAAGCCUGUUGUCAUCCUUGAAGCAUAUCUAGAAACAGGUCGAUUUUGUAAAUUAUGGAGUAUUUUUUAGAGCCACCAAAUUGAGAAAGCUUACAUGUAUAUUCUUACAGAAGUUGACAUAUCUAAUCUUCUUAAGUCGAAUGAAUUAGUAGAUUUUAGAAAGUGUAAGUUAGCCAUAUAUAUCAAUCUUUUCUUUUCUUUUUUUAAUUC
This is a messenger RNA of Gossypium raimondii (Peruvian cotton), 2666 nucleotides long. Its product is annotated as mitogen-activated protein kinase kinase kinase 5. The transcript has 12 exons. The coding region runs from base 116 to 2290 and encodes 724 amino acids. Gene Ontology annotation, molecular function: protein kinase activity; ATP binding. Lineage: Eukaryota; Viridiplantae; Streptophyta; Magnoliopsida; Malvales; Malvaceae. The record is from RefSeq and is a predicted model, not a curated record. Gene Ontology annotation, biological process: protein phosphorylation.